UCCAUCUACGGACACACAUAAUAAAACCCUAAAAGGUUCCCAAUCCACAAAUCUCCUCCCACUCGUUUCCUUUUUCUUUUUACUUUUGCUGUAACGUUUUCCAUAAAACAACUUUGGAUUAAAGAAAUGAUUUCUGUAAAGAAUCGUUUUAUUUCUCAAAUAAGAAUGUUUGUUUUUUCAAGUUUGAAACAACAACCAGAAGAAGAACAAGAGUAGAAGAAACCCUAACCCCUAAAAUUUUAUACUUACAAACAAAAAUCAAAAAAUAUCUGUGUUUUUUUUAAUGGGGGAUUUGAAAAAGGAGGAAACGAUGGUUGUAGGAGGAGGAGGAGAAGGAGAGAAUGGAGAAAAGGAUGAGAAAUUUAUAGAUGGAAUGGCUGUUAUGGAUUUUGAUAUGCUUUGUGCAACUGUAGCUUUACAAACAGAAGGGGGAUUUUAUUCUUCUAAGGGUAAUAAUUGGGGGAAAUUGAAUAAUGAUGACGAUGGUGAUGAUAUUGAUGGAGGUGAAUUUGGUGGAGGAGUUCAAAGGAUGUGGGAAGGUGAUGUUUUUGAUUUCUUAGAAGAUCGUCGAAUUGCUCUUCAAACGGCUUGUUGCCCAUGUUACAGAUUUGGUAAGAACAUGGGAAGAGCUGGACUUGGUCAUUGUUUUAUUCAGGGGACUGUAUAUUUCAUUCUUGUUAUUACCACUCUUUUCAGCUACAUUACUUUUACUAUCACUCGGCGACACCUGUUUCUGUAUAUGGCACUUGCUUUCACCGUUUCAGCUGGAACCUACUUUGGCUAUUGCCGGAGACAAAUUCGGAAGCAAUUUAAUAUCAGGGAUGGUAGUUAUUUGCUGGAGCAUGGGUCACCAAGUGAAACAAUUGUUUUCCUCUUCCUGUCAACUCUUGUAUUUCGUACUCGUGCCCAAGUCUUUAUGUUCUGGAGCAGUUCACUUUUGUUAAUCAUUCCAGGUCCUUGUCUCUUGUGGAGGAUAAUUUGGUAUCACAAAGCUGGUUCCAAAUCUUGACUGGACUUCCAAAAUUAGGCCUAGGCAUGACAUUUUUAUUGUCAUGUAUGUAUUGCUGUGAUGCCUUAUAGACCCCUUACCUAGUAUGGCGGACACCAAACUUAUUUUAUGGCAAAUGUGUUUGUACAUGUCAUUGUUGGUUUAGUAGGGAUUAGUCCUCCUGCUAAACUGAAACGUGAGUUCGUGUUCUCUGAGUGCUUGGAGUUUGUUAUAUAUGUCGUGUUUCAAUACCUUAUGAGGCUAUAUUCUGUGGAUAGAUAGGCAUUGUUAAUUGUUAUGUUAUUCCCUGAAAAUGUUUUCAGCGAUGCGUUUGUACAUGGUUUUCAAAACAGGCGUGGAAUUGAUUCUACAUUUAUGAAAAUGUGUUCUAUUAUGGUUGCCGAGUUAUAAACUCGUAUUCUAUUUUGAUUGCUUUAAUUGCCUCUUGUCUUUUGGGAUUUUUCUCCACCUACGCGUCUCUUUUUUACUCGAUCAAUCUGUCCAUCUAUAUAAUAGUACAUGUUCAGUGUGAACAACUUUGAAACUGUAUUCUUGAUUUUGUCCUAAUUCUUUACCUUACCU
Messenger RNA from Papaver somniferum (opium poppy), 1570 nucleotides. RefSeq lists its product as uncharacterized. NCBI's taxonomy places the organism in Eukaryota, Viridiplantae, Streptophyta, Magnoliopsida, Ranunculales, Papaveraceae. The record is from RefSeq and is a predicted model, not a curated record. The transcript has 4 exons. Bases 284 to 1009 code for a protein of 241 amino acids.